AAAAAACAAAUUUUAAUUUUCACUGUUUUUAAUUUUUCAUUUCGUGUUUCAAUUUUCAAUCUAUAAUCUUAAACGACUAAUCACUAAAGUAAAAAUGGAUAAUGUGGAACUGAUUGCUGUGCACUGAAACAUCGGCUGUCUGUUGUGCAUAGGACAAAAACAUGUUUAAUAAGGAGACAAUGGCCCCUAAUUGUCCCUAUCAUUGUUUUGAGAUUAGUUCUGUUUAUGUUUAGAACUUGCUUUGUCAAUUGCGGAACUACUGGCAGAGCCAUUUUGCACUGUCUGCAGAUAUUUACCGAAUUCAGGCUCCCACUUAUGAGACGGACAAUGGCAGGAGCAGGUAGGGGCUAGCAAAUUGUUAAGUAUGUACAUAAUAUUAAUAAAAAAUUCUAGAGUUUACGGCCAACACCAGCUCAAGUAAAAACAGUGCUCAGUUUUCUAGAACAGAGUCCAGAAAUGGCUUGGAAGGAAAUGAGAAGUGAAAACACAGGUUUUCAUGAAAUUAAAAAAAUGUGGGAAGAGCUAACUAAAAUUGUAAAUUCGAUGUAUGGGGCACAUAAAAGUACUAGUGCCUGGAUGAAGUAUUGGCAAGAUAAAAGAAGAAAUGUUCUAGUAAAAAGCAGAUUAAUAAAGCAAGGAAAAGUUAAACUAGCCCUUACAUCAAUAGAUAAAAGGGUAAUAAAAUUACAUCAAAUGAGAAGAAAUCAUAAAGUUAUAAGAAACAAGCCGUCUAAUGGAGAAGACAAUUCUGUUGAUGAUGCAUAUGAGGUUCCCAAUGAUGACGGAAUAGUUACUAAUGAUUUUGAAGAUAAAAGUUGGAACCUAAUGGGUACAAUGAUUGAUGUAAUGGGAAAACAGGCAGAAGCUCUUACUCAUAUAGGUCAAGAGUCAUUAAAAAAAUCUGAAGCAAUGGAACAAAUCGCAGAAGCGUCCUUAAGACAGGCUCUGGCAGUUGACAAAUUAGCAAUUAUAUUUGAUGGAUUCAGUGGCUCACUGUAUGACGUUAGAAACGCUAUUAUGAGCAUAGACUAUACCAUGAAGAGGUGUUACCCCCCUUAACUCAUAAAAUAGAAACAACCCUAUAUUAUUUAGUUAAGGGCUAAUUUAUUUUUAUAAAUAAGUUUUACAGCAAAAUAUGUAUUAUCCAUGUGGAUUAGGUUUAUAAUAUAAGUAUUUCUAAGUAAAUACUGCACAUUUCAAUGAAAGAGAAGUACCGAAAACGUUAAUAUAGUAAUAUUUUCGUGUCUAUACAAAAGUGUAAAUUAAAGUUCGAUUUAAAUGAUUACAUUAUAAAUGUUCUUUUAUUUUUCAUUUAAUAGAUUUUGGGUAAUAUAAAUUGUGUACAUUUAUAUUCAUUAUUUAGUUUAGUUUAGUUUUAAUUAAAUAUCAACCAAGGCGCAGUCAGAAGAGAUACAAUUAUAAUAUUGCGUACAUAUCUUUUAAACUACAUAAAGCAUUCCGUUAAAAGCCUUUUUAAAAUGUCCUACACGUAUGGACUUAUAAUAAAAAUAGUUAAAAUCAUGUAAUUCAUUGCAAUUCACGACACUUGGUGCGUGAUCUGAGCUAUUGUGGAAUAACUAUCUACUGAGGUUUUAACUAGUAGUUCAAUAAAUAAAAAUAUUCGUAAGUU
Molecule: messenger RNA, 1630 nt
Organism: Pieris brassicae (large cabbage white)
Lineage: Eukaryota; Metazoa; Arthropoda; Insecta; Lepidoptera; Pieridae
Exons: 6
Coding region: 457-1059 (200 amino acids)
Source: RefSeq, a predicted model, not a curated record